This is a messenger RNA of Exophiala oligosperma, 1751 nucleotides long. RefSeq lists its product as uncharacterized. Gene Ontology annotation, molecular function: hydrolase activity, acting on carbon-nitrogen (but not peptide) bonds. Lineage: Eukaryota; Fungi; Ascomycota; Eurotiomycetes; Chaetothyriales; Herpotrichiellaceae. The record is from RefSeq and is a predicted model, not a curated record. The transcript has a single exon. The coding region runs from base 159 to 1391 and encodes 410 amino acids.
UGGACACUUGGUGUCUAAGUCUUAAUAGGCUGCCACAAACGUCCAGUCAAGUGAUCACCCUCUCUGGAUCAACGCUUACGUUCACCUUCUGAAGCAGAACGAACAUUCCUUUCAUCAAUCCACAAGUCGAGAUCCUCAAGCUCGAGAGCCUAUGGAAGAUGGCUGUAGAAACUGGAAAUGCCCCAAUUGCGGCGCCAACGUUCACCAUCGAUCUAGAUCUUCCACCGGAAGAGAGGUAUAAGGCUCUUGCAACGGAGUACAAAGAUCGCAUUAAGAGCCUCUCAGGACUGUUCGACAGCUUGCUAGCAGACAUUGGUCUGCCUUCCCGCUAUCAUAACUCGGUUAAUGGUCUCGCUCGAUUGCUGUUGAGACGGCUCAAUUCCCCCAUUGAAACAGCCGAGUUGCGUGGUAUUGCUGAAGUGGUCGAAAUUCCUAUUUAUCUUCUGGUCGCUUUCAACACAAUCCUAGACCUUCUCAUGGGUUGCACUUCUGGUGCUGUCAAAACAAUGGAGCCUGGUCAGCCCAGACACGAGGCCAAAAUGCUUCAUUUCCGCACCCUUGACUGGACUAUGGAUCCUCUUCGGUCUGUCAUCGUACAACUCGAUUUUAUUCGGAGUAAAUCUGCCCAUCCUCGGCAAGUGCUCGCUAGCAGUGUAUCCUACGCCGGCUUCGUCGGCGUCUUGACGGGUGUACGUCCAAAUUUGAGCAUAUCGCUCAAUUUUCGAGCUCUACACAACGCCGACAACAAACGAGGACAUUUCAGGUUUUAUUUCCACCAUCUGCUUGUUCUCCUGGGUUAUCGUCAAUCGAUAUCCAGCAUCUUGAGGAGCCAUAUAGUUCCAGAACCUAACAUCGACAGUCAAGCCAAGUCACUAGCGGAGAUAACAGAUGUAUUGGCCCCUCUCCACACGACAGCAGCGUACCUUAUACUCUGUGAUGGCGACUCAGCUAUUGUCAUUGAGAAAGACUAUGAUACUGGCUUGAUCCGACGUUCAGAUACAUUCGUCGCCGCAACAAAUCAUGACGAGCUGCGACACCGUCCCGAAUCUGCGAUAGCCACCCCUGCCGCGAAAGCAACCACUGACUCUCACUCUCACAAAGCAAUUGGACUGGAAGAACUUCUUGAAGAAAGCCGGGAGCGUCUAGAGUGCAUUUCGGCGAAGUGGAGAUCACGUGUACGCAAAAUUAAACGGCAAUCAAAACGGAAGGGUGGCCUGGACUCUGCGGAAUCUGAGAGACUUACCAGCAUAACACAAUCGGAGGUGAUUGAGUGGGUUUCAAUGUACCCUACGACCAACGAGCAAACACACUAUGCCAGCAUCCUCGAUCCAAAACGAGGCAAGGUUACCUGGACAGGGAUUUAUCCUACUCCUCUGAGCAGCGAGCAAUAAGAACCUUUAUGUUCCUUGGUGCGAGGCCACAGCAUAGAUUGUGACAAGAAUGCACGAUUAUCUGAUGGCGAACACCACUCCGAAAUCUCAUCAGACGAAGGAGCGCAGACCUGGCUAGAAAAGUACCAUUCCAUGGCGUACCAAAAUGUGUCUGGCUGAAGCUCCUGCAGCUUCCUUCGGCCGUUGUGGUAACACAUGCCACGAGUUCUUUGUGUGGCUGGGGAUAUCUUGAGCAUGUCCAACAUCGAUGCAGUGUUGCGUACUCCGUAUUGUGGUCCAUCCCGGAGAGAAGGUGAUUGCUUCCGCUACUGCCACUGUUGCCAUUCGAGGCGAAUGUGUUUUAGCAGGAUGUACUCUGUA